Molecule: messenger RNA, 2408 nt
Organism: Vespula pensylvanica (western yellowjacket)
Lineage: Eukaryota; Metazoa; Arthropoda; Insecta; Hymenoptera; Vespidae
Gene: Drip
Product: aquaporin AQPAn.G
Exons: 4
Coding region: 423-1178 (251 amino acids)
Biological process (GO): transmembrane transport
Cellular component (GO): plasma membrane
Molecular function (GO): water channel activity
Source: RefSeq, a predicted model, not a curated record
ACGUGCGAACGUACUCCAAUAUCACAGCAAAUAUAUAUAUAUAUAUAUAUAUAUAUAUAUAUAUAUGUAUCACAAAAUUAUAUAUAUAUAAUAUAAAACGUGUGUGUGUAUAUAUAUAUAUAUAUUUAUAUAAUAUAUAUUUUUGUGCAAGUUGUCAAUAUAGAGUACCACUCGAUAUAUACAUAUGUACAUAUAUAUGUAUAUAUGUAUAUAUAUGUAUGUACAAUCUGUGAAGGAACAAGUGAACCGUCUCGACGUUUGAAUUUGAUUGAUCGGUCGUGUACCUUUUUUUUUUAAUCGAUAACUCGAUUAAAGAACGUUAAGGGUGAGAACGGACAAGAAAAAAACGAUCAUAAGAGUUUUGAUUGGACAGUGUCUUCUUCUAUUUUUUCUUCUUCUUGUAAAUUUGUCAUCGCGGAAUCAUGAGCAAAACAUGGAAAGGUGUUAAAGACAUAGUCGGUCUGGAGGAAGUAGCAAAAAUCGAAUUUUUGCUGCCACUUUUUGCCGAGGCUCUUGGAACAUUCCUCUUGGUCCUGAUUGGUUGCGCCUCGUGUAUAACAUGGGUCGAAGGGCAAUCACCUACUGUACUUCACAUAGCAUUUACCUUUGGCCUUGCAGUCGCUGCUUUAGCACAGUUUUUAGGUCCUAUCUCUGGUUGUCACGUAAAUCCUGCGGUAACGGUCGGUCUUUUCGUCAGCGGUAAUUGUUCUUUCUUGAAAACACUUUGUUACAUCGUUUGUCAAAGUUGCGGGGCAAUAGCUGGUGCCGUCGUUUUGAAGAUGUUAACACCAGCCCAGCAAGUGAAUCAAGGAUUAGGUGCAACCGAUUUGGCUCAAGGUGUUGAGGCCGGUCAAGGUAUCGUUAUGGAGGCUAUUAUCACUUUUCUUCUGGUCCUGGUGGUACAUGCUGUUACAGACCCAAAGAGAAGCGACACAAAAGGAUGGGCACCUUUAGCCAUAGGUUUAGCCAUUUCCGUGUCACACAUGGCCGCUGUACCAUUCACCGGUAGUAGCAUGAAUCCAGCAAGAUCAUUGGGUCCUGCCGUUAUUCUGACAUAUUGGUCGAAUCACUGGGUUUAUUGGGUUGGUCCAAUAGUCGGAGGUGCUGUCGCAGGUGGUCUUUAUAAAAUGGGCUUUAGGAGUACGAAGGAAAGCGACGAGGCUUCUUACGAUUUUUAACGAAUUAUUAUUACUCAAGAAUGAGGAGGAAAAGAGAAAAUUAAAAAAAGAAAAAAAAAACCGAAAAAUAAAAACAACAAAAAAUAUAAUACUAGAAAUAAUAAUAAUGAUAAUAAUAAUAAUAAUAAAACAAAAAAAAAAAAUAUUCCUCUGCUUGCGAAACGCAUUAUUCUGCGCGAUCUUUCAAAUCAUUCAUUUUGAUCAUUUCAACGCGUUUCAAAAUAUAAAUUAAAAAUUUUUAUUAUCGAGCGUGGAUUUACUUUAGUUUAUAAUUUUGCUGACAUUCAUACUCUGACGCACGCACAUAAACACACACGCAUAUAUAGGUGUUUUAGAUAAAUGUAAGAUCAUAUUGUAACUUUUUGUCAUUAUUAAUGUUAUUGCAUACAUGCUGCCACUCAUUGUCAAACACCCGUUAGUUCGAAUCUGAACAUGGAAGACCAAAGGCAUUAUCGAUCCUCGAUUUCAGAGCGUUCGCAUAUACACGAUCAGUAUAACUUUUCCAUCUAGUCAAAUCAAUCGUACGUUUUCAUUCUCUUUAUAAUCACGUCGAUCGUAAUCAUAGAAUUCUCGAAAAUUUCCAUAUAUAUAUAUAUAUUUUUUUUUAAAUUGUAUUCCAUUUCUUUUUUUAUAUAACACAAUAAUUUUUUUUUCGUACGUCAUAAGAAUCCUUUUUGUGAGUUAUUAAAAUUAAAAACAUGAUUCAAAAUCUAAUUAAUACAAACUCUUCUUGCAUUAAUCGUUCUCUACGCGUUGCUAUUAUUAAAACUAUUUAUUCGUUGUAAUCAUAAUUAUAAUAAGAUGACGGCACUGUACUUUAACAGAUUCAAUAAAUUUUAAUUAAGAAGUGAACAUUCGAUAAAGGGAAAAAGAGAGAAAUAGAGAGAGAGAGAGAGAGAGAGAGAGAGAGAGAGAGAGAGAGAGAGAGAAAAGAUUAUAUAUGUUUGUAAUAUAAAUAAUAAAAAAGAUCUGUGAAAGGUGUAACAUAAUUUAACUAACAACGUCAUACAACAUGAUACGUGCAUACAUAUGCAAAUACAUAUAUAAGUAAAAAUUCAAAAUAAUACCUCCGCAUUUGCUAUGCCUAUUAAAUUUAGCUGCUUGUUUCUAAGCAGAAACAAAACUUUUGCUUUUUAAACGAUUUUCAAUAUCAGAUAUCAGUUUGUUCUUAUUUAAAUGUAUCGCAUUUGACGAAGGACGAAAUGCAGAAUAAAACGAAAAGAUUCAAAU